AUGCUGGCGUACGAGUUUCUUGCCUUUUUUCUUAUAAUAGGCUGUCUAGCCCAACCCCCAAUUUCAUCAUUGAAAGGUCGCGGUACUUCCGGCAUUGAGCCGUCCACAGUUUCCCAGUUCCCGUUAGGCACCUGGGCUGAAAACAUUGCAGUUCGACAAAACGGUAAUUUGCUGGUCACUCUUCUCACGGCCCCAGAAGUCCAUGAAAUUAUCCCGUCCAAUUCGUUUAGCUCUGCCCGGCUCGCCUUUGCUUUCGAGGGUCAUUCCAAUGUCACUGGAAUCACUGAAGUCAAGGCGGAUGUUUUCGUUGUCUGCGUAGAUGGCGGAUCUCUCUGGGAAUUGAAUUUCAGAGAGGGCGACACCCCUCAUGGCUCUCUAUUAACAAGGAUACCAGAAGCACAGCUCAAUGGACUUGCUACAUUGAACCCCGCGAAUGGGAUUGUUAUCGCCGCCGAUUCCACCAACGGCUGUAUCUGGCGAGUAGAUGUCAAGACUAGAGCCUAUGAGUCCGUUCUUAAGGACGAAACUAUGCAACCGGUGCCGGUGAAUGACGUUCAGCUGGGGAUCAAUGGGUUACAAGUGUUUGGGAACACUGCCUACUACACCAAUACGCCAAAGAAUCUCUUCUGUCGAGUCCAGCUCCAUCCAGUUUCUGGCCGUCCGACUAGCCCUGUUGACAUCAUCAGUGAUAGUGUCGAAGCGGACGAUUUUGCCAUAACUCCGGCUGGAAUUGCAUACUUGGCCAACACAUACCAGAACAAGAUAACAAAGUUCUCGUGGAGGAAUAGCGAAGUUAUUGCCGGAAGCUUGAACUCUAGCUCUAUUCCCAAUCCGACGUCUGCCAUUUUUGGACGAACAGCGAAGGAUAGAAAUGUGCUUUAUGUUACAACUGGAGGUGGCGAAGCAGGGCCCAUUAACGGGACUUUUGUUGAGGGUGGCGCAGUUCUCAGUCUUAGGCUGUGGUGA
Messenger RNA from Aspergillus nidulans FGSC A4, 966 nucleotides. RefSeq lists its product as uncharacterized. The record is from RefSeq and is a predicted model, not a curated record. The transcript has a single exon. Bases 1 to 966 code for a protein of 321 amino acids. NCBI's taxonomy places the organism in Eukaryota, Fungi, Ascomycota, Eurotiomycetes, Eurotiales, Aspergillaceae.